This is a messenger RNA of Aureobasidium subglaciale EXF-2481, 1236 nucleotides long. RefSeq lists its product as uncharacterized. The record is from RefSeq and is a predicted model, not a curated record. Bases 1 to 1236 code for a protein of 411 amino acids. Lineage: Eukaryota; Fungi; Ascomycota; Dothideomycetes; Dothideales; Saccotheciaceae. The transcript has a single exon.
AUGGCAUUGGCGAACCUCCGAAUGGCAAUCAGACUGGCAUCAGACUGGCGGAAUGAACUUCGUGGAGGUGACGAAGUCGCAGAAGAGGCUCUUUCGAUGGUUUUGUUACCCAACAUAAGGUGGCUAGACCCCGGAACUUCCUCGCCAGAUUAUGGAUGCUAUAUUCAGGAUCUUUGGCGUCAGUUGUUAGGAUCACAAUCGGAUAUCAAAGUAGAGCAGCAUGGACAAGAAGAAGAUAUCAAAGUCGACUUUUUGUCUCAGAGCGGAACGCCGUCUAGCUUGUCACGCCUUGAGUACUUCUCUGCUAGGGUCGACGAGCUGGGAAACACGUAUGCGCCAAAAAUCAGCUCAGUCAGCGAUAUCUUGACUAUACCUUCAAUUAGAAGCUUCUAUGGCUUUGGCCUCCAGGAAGAGGAGUGGAGCCACAACACUCAACCACCAUUAGGGCAACUCAAGCACCUGUCACUUGACGAGUGUAGUAUAUCAGAGUCUGUCCUGGUACUUCUUGUGGAUUCCCUUGAAGCACUCGAGUCUCUAUACGUCACAUUUUCGUACUGCACCUAUGAAAUCAGCCUUAGCAUGUGGACCAUAUAUGCUCUGGCUCGCCGUAAGGAGACACUCAAAAACUUGAGUCUGUUUCUCCCGAAUGACUCUGAACCGCGUGACAGAAAUGAGCUGUUCAUCAAUGCUCCCUUUGAUCUACGUCUACUCGCAAGCCUCGAAACGCUUUCCAUCGACUAUGAUAUUUUGUUUCGCGAACGCAACUCGGAACCAGACCACCCGGACAUUGUGAAGCUCCCGCACAAUCUUCCAGAGUCUAUGGAGCAGCUGAACAUUAGGAACUGCCGGCUUGACGAAGACAUGGCAGAACGUGCUUCUCACUUGAUCACCUCGAAGAGGAAAUUCAGCAAGCUCAAGUCACUUGGAAUCCACUUCAAGACUCUCGAGCCAGCGGACGAUUUGGAGAAGGAUGAAUUGUCCCACCUAUCGCUCGUGGUUGGGAUCUUUGAGGCUUUGAGGAUGAAGCUGAAUAUCUUUUCAGACGAUGAUAAGGUCAUAGUCUCGCACCCAAUGUUUGAUCCGAGCAAUCGUCGUAUCCGCGACGAAGAGGAAGAACGGUCCGACGUGUCAGAUUCUGAGGAAGGCUCAUGGGAAGGUGAGAGCCACGAAGACGAAGAGUUGAGCGAGGAUGUCAAUAAUGAUGAACAGGGUAGAUACAAUCUGAGGCCAAGAUAA